AUGGCGCACAGCUGUCGGUGGCGGUUCCCCGCUCGGCCCGGAGGGAGCUGCAACUCCGGUACCGGGAGGAGAGCGGGCCGAAUCAGGGUUACUGCCUCUUUACGGAGCGUCUCGGGAGCCCACCCGAGCGCCGCCGGGCUCGGACCCGGUUUUGACGCUGCACUACAGGUCUCUUCGGUUAUCGGGAGCAACCUGCAGAAAUUUCGGGAUGUUUUGGGGGAAUCGAGUGACUCGAGCAGCGGGGAGGAAGAAGCGUUUCGAGGAUUUGGACCGGUGGCUGAGCAAAAAACAAUACAGAGCCCUUCAACAUCACCUUUAGGCCUACCCAUACAGGAGAAGAAGCCCAGAGGCCGCCCCCCACGGGCCCUGACUACCCAGAAAGCUGCUGCUGGGCAACCUUCCCUAUCCUCCCUUCCCUCCCCGACACAGGCGAAAGCUGAAGGCCCUGAAAGGCCAGCUGAGAAGGUGAAAAGGCUGCCUGGAAGGCCACCUGGCACCGGGGAAAAGAGAAGGGGUCGACCCCCGUCUUCAAGUAGCAAGAGAGCUUGGAGCACAGGCAGCCAUGCAGCAGGGGAGGAUAGAAGGCAAGCAGGGACAGAGCUGGCUAUGGAAACAGAGGAGGACAAGGACAGAAAGGGCGCCAAGACCGGCCAGUCACAUGACACAGAGUCCAGGUUUCCCAAAGGUGGGCGGGAGGAAUCGAAAGUUACCACCCUAAAGAGGCUGAGGGCGACUAAACUCAGUCCUCUCAAGUCAAGGCUCAAGACUUUGCCCGGUGUACCAAGACGCAGACGCGGGCGACCGCCCUCAGCCGAGCGACUCAAAGCGGAGGCUGCCGCCGCUGCUGCACAGCUGUCCACCACCAUUGAAUGUGAGGAACACGAGGCCUUCCGGGCCAGAGGCGCAGAACCACACACUCCCCAGCAUGGGCCGCCGAGGAGUGCGGAUGGCACCGAGUACUCUUCCAAUCCACCUGCCUCGCCGUCGCCCUCCAAGGCGGUGGGCCUCAGAAAAAGCCCUCGCCAUAGAAAGCCCGUCCGGAUUGUCCCCUCCUCCAAACGCACUGAUGCAACCAUCGCCAAGCAGCUGCUGCAGCGCGCUAAGAAAGGAGCGCAGAAGCGGCUGGAGAAAGAGGCUGUCUCCAUUGGGGGGAGCGGGACGGGUGCCGUCGACUCUGGUAUCAGGAAGACCCAACUGAAGAACAUCCGGCAGUUCAUCAUGCCCGUGGUCAGCACCGUCUCCCUUCGCAUCAUCAAAACCCCCAAGCGCUUCAUCGAAGACGAGGGCAACUUUGGAACACCCCCACCCCAUAUGAAGAUAGCGCGGUUGGAAGCAGCCCCGCCCUCUGUGUCAACAUCUGCCCAGCUCACCUCCACCUCCGCCGCCUCGUCUUCCCCCUCCCCCGUACUGGUCUCCUCUGCUCCCGCUGCCACCGGCGCCGGCACCGCCGCUCCGGUCGACUCCCUUCCCCCUCCUCUUCCUCCUCCUCCUGCCCCUCCCCCUGCGCCUCUCCCCACUGCUCCAUCGACAGCUGCCAGUCUGCUCAGCACCAACGGCAACAACACCAACAGCGCCGCCAACGGGCGAUUCAGCAGCAGCGCAGCGUCGUGCGGCUCGAGCGCUGUGUCGCAGCACUCCUCGCAGCUCUCCUCCGCGGAGUCUUCCAGGUCCAGCAGCCCCAGCUUGGAUGACUCAUCGUGCGACUCCCAGGCUUCCGAGGCCACUCAGGCCUUGUCGGAGCCGGAGGAUCACUCGCCGUCCUCGCAGGGAGUGAGGGAAGCCAACCUGUUGCACAGCUCACGGCCGCCCUCUCCCCCCUCCGAGCCGGAGCACGUGUUGGCCGAUAGGAGCCGGCGAGGGCGGCGAGGACAGGGGGGCGGCCGGGGAAGCCAGAGGGCGAGGGAGACUCUCCCCACUGGUGCGAAAAAACCUAUCAUCAGCCCCCCAACGGGAGUUCUCAUGUCCUCCUCCGCACAUGUAAAUUCCCAGCAAGCUUCAUCCACAGCCUCCUCCUCUUCGUCGCCGCCACCUCCCCCUCUCCUCACGCCACCGCAGCCGCCCCAGUCGGCGUCCUCCAACUCAGCCGCCAUCAGUGAACACCACUCGCAGUCGCCUUGGAUAAGUCACCCCAUCCCUCCAUACCUGUCUGGGCCGUCGGCGUUGUCCAGCCUGUCAGACAAACGAAGCCGCUCAAUUCUGAGGGAGCCCACUUUCCGGUGGACGUCCCUGUCCCACCCCGAACAGCAGUACUUUUCCUCAGCCAAAUACGCCAAGGAGGGCCUCAUCCGCAAGCCCAUAUUCGACAACUUCCGCCCUCCCCCUCUCACGGCUCAAGACGUGGGGUUGUUGCCCCACGGCGUCGGUGGAGCAGGGGCAGCCGCUCCGGCGGUAUUCCCCGCGGCGGGCGGCGGAGCGGGCACAGGGACCCGUCUAUUCGCCCCCCUUCACCCACACGCUCACCACCAACAUCCCUCUUCGUCCCGCUUCGACACACCGCCGCAGCAGAAGCGCAGCCCGUUGCUCCGCGCGCCGCGCUUCACGCCCAGCGAGGCGCACUCCCGGAUAUUUGAGUCCGUCACCUUGCACUCUUCUUCCGGAAGCAGCCCCGGCUCUCUCUCUCCGCACCAGACUUCGUCAAGCUCCAGCCGGAGCUCGCGGCGCCGCAGGCGGUUGGUCUCGGGGACGCCCCGUGGGCACCCGCGGUCUCCCUCCCACUCAAUGACCAGACGCAGCAGCCAAAUAGGAGGGCCCAUGUCAAUGGGCAAAGGCUCCUCCUCCGAGAUGUCCGUGCUGACAGGCUCUGUUCCCUGUAGUAAUCCCGGCUCUUUGCCAGGGGGUUCUGCAGGUCCACUAGCCACUAGUGCCUUAACUCCUCCUUUCAGCGCCUUCUCCAACGUAUCCAUUGGUUUGGCCCCACAAGGGCCAACUGAUAGCAGGAGAGGGGCUGCGGGAAACCCACCUCCUUUGUCCACUACGUCAUCCACUUCUUCCCCACUUUUCCCUCUCUUUCCUUCCAGUGCCCAGGACACAGGGCGAGGAGCUGGGAAAGGAGGUAAAGACCUAAACACCUUGUCAGCUCCCCAGGAACCCGCUCAAAAGGAGAAAGAAAGGGAUUCUGAGAGAAACCGAGAGAAAGAGAAGGAAAACAAGAGGGAAUCAAGAAAGGACUUGGAGAAAAGAAGUAAGGUUUCUACACCAGAUGGCUCUCCCCAUACACCUUCCAGCCUGUUUACUGUGGAUGGGAGGGACUCUGAAGAUGCCCUUCAGCCUAUGCCUACAAAAAAGGCUCCAGGGAGAAAGAAAUCCACGUCAGUUGACACAGUUUCUGACACUGCUUCCUCAGACGUCCGUGGGCCCCAUUCCACUGUUCCCAUAUCUAUUGCUAAAGGACGUCUAUCUAAGAAGAACAGAUCCUCUGAGAAAGGACCAGAGACGGAGGAGGGGGAAAAGGAGAAAGAGAAACAAAGUGCUCCUAGCCAGCAGACCGCAAGCCUUCCAGGGCAGCCAAGCAGACAACAGCUCCCUGUCUCCUCUCUUGGAUCAAUGUUGGCACAAGCAGAGAAGCAGCCUGUGACCGACAAGCGUGUAGUUGGACUACUAAAGAAGGCCAAAGCUCAGCUCUUUGCGAUAAAGAAGAGCAAACUGAAGCCUGCAGAGCAGACAAAGGGCCAGGGUCAGGAGAGUGACUCGUCAGAGGCCUCAGUCCGCGGUCCACGCAUCAAGCACGUAUGUCGCCGGGCAGCCGUGGCUCUCGGCCGUAAUCGGGCCGUGUUCCCCGACGACAUGCCCACACUUAGUGCCUUGCCCUGGGAGGAGAGAGAGAAGAUCCUAUCUUCCAUGGGGAAUGAUGAUAAGUCAUCAGUAGCAGGCUCCGAGGAGGCAGAGCCUCAGUCCCCUCCAUUAAAGCCACGGGAGACGCGGCAAAAGGCGGUUCAAGAAGCUCCUCCCAAGAAGGGGCGUCGGUCGCGGCGCUGUGGCCAAUGCUCAGGUUGCCAAGUUCCAGAAGACUGUGGUGUCUGUACCAACUGUCUUGAUAAGCCUAAAUUUGGAGGACGGAACAUCAAAAAGCAAUGCUGCAAAAUGAGGAAGUGUCAGAACUUGCAGUGGAUGCCCUCAAAGAUCUUACUUUUGAAGCAAGGCAAAAGCAAGAAAGACAAGAAAAAGAACAAGUCGUUUGAGAAGAAAGAAGGUGUCAUUCCAGGAAAAGGACUGGUCUCAGAGCCCGGCCCUAAACCCCCUCCUGCCCCACUAAAGGAGGAACCUCUCCGCAAAAAGAGCGAAACUCCACCGCCGAAGUUGGGAGAGGAGAAGUCGAGACAGCAGCCCCUGUCAAAGCAAUCUUCAACGUCCCUCGCACCUUCCCCCGCCACAGUCGAACCUCCGCAGGCGCCCGGCACAGUCGCAGCCCAGACUCUGUCUCCGGCCCUCACGCCAGAUGCCAAACCGCUGACACUCACGAGCUGUGUCGCCAGCAAGAAGGGACACAAACCGCAGCGCUCCGUUACAACCUCGUCCUCCUCUUCCUCCUCGUCCUCCUCGUCCUCCACCACGUCGUCGUCCGCCUCAUCCUCAACAGCUUCCUCUCCGUCGUCUUCAGCCCAGAGUUCCCCCUCCCAGUCGACGCAGUCUCACCAACUGUCGCAGCAGCAGCGUCCCCUCACCAGUCAGGCCCCUACGAGAAAAGACGCUUCCCCCAAGAUUUCUCUGAGCGAGCCCAAGAAGAAGCCCCAGCAGCAGUCGUCGCAACAGCAGAGCUCAACUACAACUACAUCAGAUAUUGGUGAAUCAAAACAGUUAAAAAUCCCAACCUCCCGUUCUAUUCCUCCAUCUCCCAAACAGAAAACAAAAGACAAGCCGCUGACCACCAAACCCCCCGGCAGCAGUACUUUAAACUGGCUAAGCACUCCCUCGACUAGGGGCCAGGCGAAAUCCAGAGCGCCCUGCGACGGAGUGCAUCGUAUCAGAGUGGAUUUCAAGAGAGACCUUGAUGUGGAGAAGGUUUGGGAGGCUGGCGGCCUCAGCCUGCUCACCUCUGUGCCUGUUACGCCCCGGGUCCUCUGCUUCUUAUGUGCAAGCAGUGGAAAUGUUGAGUUUGUCUUCUGCCAGGUGUGCUGUGAACCGUUCCAUCUCUUUUGCCUGGGGGAGUCAGAGCGCCCCCUCCAGGAACAGUUUGAGAACUGGUGUUGUCGACGAUGCCGGUUCUGCCAGGCCUGCGGACAUCAGCACCAGAAAACUAAACAGCAGCUGCUUGAGUGUGAUAAGUGCCGUAACAGCUAUCACCCAGAGUGCCUGGGUCCCAACCACCCUACUAGACCCACCAAGAAGAAGAGAGUCUGGGUGUGCACCAAAUGCGUGCGUUGUAAGAGUUGUGGAGCCACUAAACCUGGGAAGUCCUGGGAUGCCCAGUGGUCACAUGACUUCUCCAUGUGUCACGACUGUGCCAAACUCUUUGCUAAAGGAAACUUCUGCCCUUUGUGUGACAAGUGCUACGACGACGAUGACUACGACAGCAAGAUGAUGGAGUGCGGCCGUUGCAAGCAUUGGGUCCAUGCCAAGUGUGAGAAUCUGACAGAUGAAAUGUAUGAGCUGCUAUCAAAGCUGCCAGAGAGUGUGGCCUACACGUGUACCAAGUGUACCGAACGCCAUCCGGCCGAGUGGAGGACGGCGUUGGAGAGAGAGCUUCAGGGAUGCGUUCGCCAUGUUCUCACUGCGCUGCUCAACUCACGCACAUCCUCACACCUGUUACGCUACAAACAGGCGGUGAAGCCUCCAGAGCUGAACCCAGAGACAGAGGAGAGUCUUCCAUCGCGCCGCUCCCCAGAGGGCCCAGAUCCUCCUGUCCUGACAGAAGUCCCAUCCACACCUCCCAGUAACUCCCCUCCAGAUCUUGAGUCUGUUAACAAAAAGAUGGAUCAAGGUCGCUACAAUUCAGUGCUGGAGUUCAGUGAUGACAUCACACGAAUCAUUCAGACUGCCAUCAAUAGUGAUGGGGGCCAGCCUGAAAGCAGGAAAGCCAACAGCAUGGUCAAGUCUUUCUUCAUUCGGCAAAUGGAUCGAAUCUUCCCGUGGUUCAAAGUAAAGGACUCCAGGCUCUGGGAAAGGCAAAAAGUCUCUGCUAACAGCGGGCUUCUCCCCAAUGCUGUGCUGCCUCCGUCCCUGGACCACAACUACGCGCAGUGGCAGGAGAGACAGGAGCUUUCCCGCGCUGAGCUCCCCCACCUCAUGAAAAAGAUCAUCCCAGCUCCUCGGCCCAAGACCCCUGGCGAACCAGAUUCUCCAGCCUGCCCUCCCCAUCUUCCUUUAUCUCUACCUCCACCACCCCUACUCCUUUCGGAUCGUGACGACAGCCCAGAGCUCCUUCCUCCGCCAGGCAUUAGCGAUAACAGGCAAUGUGUUCUGUGUCUGAAGUAUGGAGACGAGAACACUAAUGAUGGCGGCAGGCUGCUGUACAUCGGCCAGAACGAGUGGACCCAUGUGAACUGCUCUCUGUGGUCGGCUGAGGUGUUUGAAGACGACGACGGCUCUCUGAAGAACGUCCACAUGGCUGUUCUCAGGGGAAAGCAGCUGCGCUGUGAGAAGUGUCAAAAGCCAGGGGCCACAGUUGGCUGCUGCCUCACCUCCUGCACCAGCAACUACCACUUCAUGUGCGCACGCCAGUGCCAUUGUGUCUUCCUGGAGGACAAGAAAGUUUAUUGUCCAAAACACAAAGACCUCAUUAAGGGAGAAGUGGUGUCUGGGUUCGAGGUGACCCGCAGGAUACUCGUGGACCUGGAGGGCAUUCGUCUCAGGAGGAAGUGGCUGGCGGGACUGGAGCCUGAAAAUGUUCACAUGAUGAUAGGCUCCAUGACCAUUGAUUGUUUGGGGAUACUGACAGAAUUCUCAGACUGCAAGCGUAAACUCUUCCCUGUAGGAUACCAGUGCUCGAGGGUGUACUGGAGUACCUCGGAUGCUCGGAAGCGCUGUGUGUACACCUGCAGGAUACUCGUUUGUCACCCUCCUGUGUUAGAGUCUGACCUGAAAAACUUGAUGGCUCCUGAGGAGAAUCGCACGAUAGCACACAGCCCACCCAUAGCAGAUUUUCCAGAUCCAUUUGAAUCCCCAAGGCGUUCCGACACCCUUUCCCCUGCCAACACACCCAAGCUCAGGGUUUACAGCAGGAACCGACACCCCAGCUACCCCCCUUGUCAGCGCUCAAUAGGUCCAAGGCCCAUGCCUUCUCCAGGUGGUACCUCUCAGCCCCAAAGCCAUGAGAUUGUGACAGUAGGAGAUUCCCUGGUGAACCCCAGCAUGCGGAAUAUUGACUCCCGUCGCCACAGCUCCCCUUCUCUCUCUCCUCCUCCCCACCAGUUCAACAGACAGAGAAUGGUGACCCCCUCACCUCAGGUUGUGUCACGAUCCCUUACCUCACCCCCGCCUCUCAUCCCCUCCCCUGCCCGAGACCCCGAAAAGGCCAAACACCUCAGCAAAGAGUCAGCAAAGGGUCCAGUCCAAAGAGACGAUGAAAAGGGCAGAAUGUAUUCCACGGACAGAAAUAGACAUCAACCAAACAAAGACCAAGGGUUGAGAGAUUCCAACAAGGGGAGGACAUCAGGUCAGGACCAAGCUUCUAAAGACUCCGACAAGAAUAGAUUGUCUAGAGAACUUGGGCCAAAAGACUCUGACAGGGGCGACAUAUCAGCCAAAGAGUCAGAAAAAAGGAGAUCGUUGAGUAAGGACUCGGGUGUGAAAGAAUCUGAGAGGAGAAGACCGCCCAGUAGAGAUUCUGAAAAGGGGAGACAAGUAAAUAGAGACUUUGAGCGAGGGAGGCAGACGAGCAGAGAUUCAAGCAAUAGUGUUACCGAUAAAAGCAAAUCGUCCUCUAGAAAUCCCAACUAUAAGGAUGUUGAAAAAGCUUGGUCUCUGAGUAGAGAUGCAGGGUUAAGGGAGACCGGAAAAGACUCGGCUCAAGGUAAAGACAGACCAUCGAGCAGAGACUCUGACAAGGCUCGACCUCCCUCAAGAGAUUCCAGCAAUAGAAGCACAGAGAAAAACAAAGACUCUGGCCCAGGGAAAGACAAUAAUCCCAGCAGUCAGUCCAAACAGACUGCAGGCGAGAGUAAGAGUGCCAGACUGCCACCUGCAGGCUCAGGCCAGUCCUCCCCUCCUGUGGGCACUGCUGUUCUCACUGGUCAGCAGAGAGGUGGCAGCAUGAGGCUGAGCGACAGGCAAGGGAAACACGGCAGCAAAGAACAGGAUGUGUCUGCAAGCUUUUUGCCCCGUCACCGGGCCACCCCAACCUUCAACAUCAGCCAGUCUAAAGACAAGCCCAGCUCAGGAAAGGAGAGUAGUAGUGGCCCUGGAAAUGUAGUGCCGGCUUUGCUCCAUAGGGACUCUGUUGUCGGGAAAUACGGCUCCCCACAGUCUUCAUUUCAGAAAUCCACUUUACGGAAAUCAAACGAUUACUCAUCGGGUCCAGCCACGGCCGCGGGUAUGAAACCGGCGUGGCCGGCCAGGACACCAGCAGAAGAGGAAGUUGUCAAGCGAGGCUCCAUGCACCUGGCCCCCACAGCUGCAGCCUCAGCUGCCAAAGAGAAACACCCCAAAGUUAAGAUGGCAGGCAGCAGAGAGUUGUCCAAAGACCGGGAAAGAGAAAAAACUCUCCAAAACAGCAACAUCAGCAACAAAAUCCCCCUUCUCAACAAUAAUAUUAAAGCUACUGGCAGCGCCAAUGCACAAGCUACAACCCCCAACUCACACAACAGCACAAACAGCAAAGCCCAAGUGCUGGGUAACAGCACCAAAGCCCAUGGGAAGGCUCAGGGGGAAAAGCUUGAGAACCACGGGGGGGACAGGCCAGUGUCAAAGAGCAGAGAAAAUUACUCUGGUCCUGAGAGGAAAAACAGCUCCUCCCUGGACAACUUGCAGCAGCUGCAACCGGGUGGUUUAGCUCCAGAGAAAGGAGUGAAGAUCGCUUCCCAGUCUCACCCUAAACCAACAGCUAAUCAGCUACCGUUGUCCUCCAGAGAGAAAAAGAGACCAGUCAAACCUUCUCCUGUACCUCCGCUAAAGACUGACGUCAAGACCGACCCAAAUGGGACCAGCGCUGUUGGCGGUAUUUCUUCCUUGUGUCCCAUGACUACGUCCACUGCCUCUCCUGCCGGCCAGGGGACCCGUCGCUCUGCUCUCUUCUCCCCCUCGGGCAGCAGCAGCGACAGUUCCGAGUCGGACACGCGGACUCGGAUGGAGGAGGAUUUGCGCCAGGAGCGCUCGCUCAGCAAGCUGCAAGACCACCACAACCUCCUCGCCAGAGCCACGGAGGAUGAGGGCGACGGCCCGGAAGAUGACCACGACAGAGGCAUGGACGAUAAGCAUCACGAGGACGACAGCGACGGGUCGGGCUCGGCGAAACGGCGCUACCCCCGACGUAGCGCGCGCGCCCGCUCAAACAUGUUCUUCGGCCUCACGCCUUUCUACGGCGUCCGCUCGUACGGCGAAGAAGACCUUCCCUUCUACGGCAGCGGCGACGGCGCCGGCGCCGUGGUCAAGCGGAGGGCCGGUGGCCGCAGGAAGUCGGCCGAGGGGCAGGUGGACGGAGCGGACGAUAUGAGCACCUCCUCUUCGUCGGGGGACAGCGGAGAGGAUGAAGACAGCGCGAUGAUGCAGAGGGGCACAGACCCGUACUACUACAACUUCACGCGAACAAUAAUAAACCCCGGCGAGGCCCUGCCCUCGAUAGAAGGGAUAGACCGCUGCCUGGGCCGGGGGUCCCAGCUGCAGCGUUUCCUAAAGGACGAGGAGCAGCAACAGAGGGCGCAAGGAAAGGCCGAAGAGGACAUGCUGAGUGCUCUGACCCUGGGCAAGCAGCGCAUCGGCCAGCUCGACGGUGUCGACGACGGAUCGGAGAGCGACACCAGCACCUGCACCGCCAGCACCACCAGCACCACCACCACUGCAGCCACCUCUUCGUCCACACCACAUAAACGUGCUCCCAAGAGAAGGGGCAGAGAGCGACACACUGAGAAACCGGACUCCCGUGACUCGAGCAAGGAGGCUGACGGCAGCGGCGGAGCUGUAAGCGGCGGCGUGCGGGAAGGCCGAAAGAACCAGAAAGAAAACUGUCUUCCCCUCGGAGGCGGGGUCAAGUCCCAGCCGCAGAGUCAGAGUCAGGAUCCUCUCGAGGCCCAACUCUCUCUCAGCACGGACCUUCUUAAAUCAGACUCUGACAACAACAACAGUGAUGACUGUGGUAACAUUUUGCCAUCCGAUAUCAUGGAGUUUGUCCUCAAUACACCUUCCAUGUCAAUGCAGGCUCUGGGUCAGCAGUCUGAGCCGUCCUCCUCAGAGCUGCUGCUGGACGAGGGCUACGUUGGAGUGGAUGUCAACCGGCCCAAAGACAUACUGUUUGAUGACUUUUCCCAGCAGCUGCCCAGUGCUGAGAGUGGAGCUGGGGUGGAGAGCAGUGUGAACAGUUCCAUAUCUGUAGAGGAGCCGUAUCUUCCUUUGGAGCUACCUUCUGACCUCUCUGUCCUGACCACACGCAGCCCCUCCGUCAACGCCGGUCAGAACCACACUGCUGGGAGUCUCAUCUCUGAGACCACAGACCGCACCAUGCUGGGCUUGACCUCUGACCCAGAGACAAUCCGUGGAGAGAAGACUGGGGACAAGAAAAGAGCAGGGUCAGGGGUGUCCGCAUCGGAAAAUCAGCGUGAUGCCAGAUCAGCUUUGGGGAACAGGGACACUGAGGGUCACAUGACUCCGGAGCAGUUUAUUGGCAGCCCUGCCAUAGGCCAAGUGGUUAAACCUCUAGGUAACCAGGAUGUUCCCAGGAGUUCUGGCACACCUGGUUUGCCAAGUUCACCCUCCCUGCCUCUUCAGGGUCAGAAGUACAUCCCGGUAUCAGCUGCAGCUGUAGGCAGUCCCAGUACAGUCCCAGGACCGUCCCAGACUCAGGUUUCCAGCCCAGCAGUCAUCAAACCAGGCCCUGACAAGCUCAUCGUGGUCAAUCAGCAGUUCCAGCCUCUCUACGUUCUCCAGACCGUCCCCAAUGGCGUCGCCCAAAAAAUGAGUGCCGCGGGGGUGAUGGACACAAGCUCUGCAGCAGUGCUGAGCUCUAUGACACUCACCACCGGGCUGAAUACUGCUUUAUCUACGGCGCAGUCGAUAUUUCCUGCUGGUGGCAAAGUCCUGGGCACCAUGGCUCAUCCAUCCCAGAUUCACACCUUUACAGGAACCACACAGACGGGCUUCCAGACCGGAAUUCCCAGCACGACCUCAGGACUUCUCAUUGGGUUGCCCCACGACCAGUCCCAGAUUCUGGUCUCGGAGGCUGGUCGCCGGCACGAGCUGGGUCCCGGUGUCGCCAUAGUGUCCAGUCCUUCCUCCCUCACUUCUUCCCAUACUGUGCUCGCAUCUGCUCACGGCAAGAAGAGGCCCAUAUCUCGUCUUCAACCAAGAAAAAGCAAGAAGCUGGCCCGCUCCCGUAGCCAGCCCACUCUGGCCCCAUCGGAAGUUGGCCGCCCCAACAUGAGGCUCAUCAACCUGUCUUCCCCUCAGAUUACUGCCAGCAUCUCUGGCCAACCCGGUGGCCUGGUUGAGUUAAGCACCCUCUCCGCUUCUCAGCGCAAGGUCCCAAAUAUCAUCAAGAGACCAAAAUCGGGCGGGGUCAUGUACUUGGAUCCCACUACUCUCCUUCAGCAGAGGAUCCCUGGUACAGCCCAGGCUGGUAUCCUGGGCCGUGAUUCCUCCACCCACCUUAUACCUUGCACAGUCUCUGGUCUCAACUCCAGUCAGUCAGUGCUAAAUGUUGUGUCGGUGCCCCCUAGUGGCGCCGCUGGCCUUCUUGCACCAGGAUCGGUUUCCCUCUCCACCCCGGUCCUCAGCUCGACUGAUAUCACCGGGCCGAUUGGCAACCUCCUGUUCAAAGCAAGCACACAUGGCUUGGGCCUCCAAUCAGCUGGGGCUCCGCUGAUAUCACACAUCAGCUCCUCUGUGCAGACGUCUAUCGCCAGCAGCAUCUGCGUCCUGCCAACCCAACAGACUAUCAGCAUGGCUGUCAACCAGCGAGGAGAGACGGAGGUCACUAAUAUCCACUUACAGCACCGAUCUCAGCGCAUAGGCAGAGCCCAGGACUCCAGUCCAAACACCACGGUUAGCUUUGCCACCUCGCGAGGCCCCGGCAAUAGGCGCCUUGUUGGAGUGUUCACCCAAACUCAGACCUCCACACACUCACAGAGCAGUAGAACAACUCCCAUCUCCAGAUCAUCGGAGCAAAGGCCGCCCAACUCCACCACUUUAGGCGCAGAAAAGGCCAAACCGAAAUCAAAGAGGAGCAGACAGAGUCCGGACAUAACCAGUGUGAAAAAACUCAAGGCGUCUCAGGCAGAGGAGCAUCAAAGCAACCCUGCAGGACGACAUCACUCAAAGCCAAGCAGUUCCAAAGAGCUGAGCUCCUCAGAACCCAUGGACACGGGAAAACCUGCAGACAAGGCAACCAACAAGAGUGUGCUCGGGAAAAAGAAGACAUCUGAAACUCCUGUGUUAGCGGGAAAAGUGUUGGGGAAAGACCAACCAUCUGCAGCUGGCGGAACAGGGUCUCUUCCUGUGGCUUCACCACCCGACCAAGAUGGCAACAGCAAGGACACCAGCCUGGACAGCGAACCCAAGAAGGGUAUCAUUUUUGAAAUCUGCAGUGAGGACGGCUUCCACAUCCGCUGUGAGAGUAUCGAAGAAGCUUGGAAAUCCCUGACCGAUAAGGUGCAGGAAGCUCGCUCCAGCGCACAACUCAAAGAGCUCUCCUUUGAAGGUGUGAAUGGAUUGAGGAUGCUGGGAGUCGUCCACGAGGCGGUGGUCUUCCUUCUCGAGCAGCUCUACGGCUCCAGACACUGUCGGAGCUACCGCUUCCGCUUCCACAAACCAGAGGAAACCGAUGAACCUCCUGCCAACCCCCACGGGUCGGCCCGUGCAGAGAUCCACCACAGGAGGUCGGUAUUUGACAUGUUCAACUUCCUGGCUUCAAAACACCGCCAGCCUCCUGAGUACAGGCCGCAAGAAGAUGAUGAUGACGAAGGGCAGCUCAGGUCUGCCAGGCGUGCUUCCAUGGAGCUACCACUGGCUGUGAGGUUCAAACAGCUCAAGGCCAUCUCUAAAGAAACUGUUGGAGUCUUCAGGUCACCUAUUCAUGGCCGAGGUCUGUUCUGCAAGAAAACCAUUGAUGCAGGCGAGAUGGUCAUUGAAUACUCUGGAAACGUCAUUCGCUCCGUGCUCACUGACAAACGGGAGAAAUAUUACGAUGGAAAGGGGAUUGGCUGUUACAUGUUCCGUAUCGACGACUACGAGGUGGUCGAUGCCACGGUUCACGGCAACGCCGCCCGCUUCAUCAACCACUCCUGUGAGCCCAACUGCUACUCUCGGGUCGUCACCGUGGACUGUCAGAAGCACAUUGUCAUCUUGGCCUCCCGGCGCAUAUACUGCGGAGAGGAGCUGACCUACGACUACAAGUUCCCCAUCGAGGACGCCAGCAACAAGCUGCCCUGCAACUGCGCCGCCAAGAAGUGUCGCAAGUUUCUCAACUGAAUAUCUGAAAAGUAUGAAAGGGGGACCGUCGGUGCCACGGCGUUCCGAGGUCCUCCCUGCGGGGGGGUUUGCCGUGGCAUGGACUUGACACGACGAUUUCCUGGGUCCGCCUUCACGUAAAAAAAACACGCCGCUGCCAACGGGGGUCAGUGGUUUGGCGGCUGAUGUGGGCAGAGGCAGCGGCCGCGGGGCGUUCUUUACAAACAGGAAGGGCCAUUUUGGAGGAGGGGGCCACUUGUGGAAAUUCAAACAUAUUGUGCCUCCUUUUGUCUCAUUUACAUUUGCCAUGGGAAGUUUUGCCUCCAGAGGUGAGUUAUGAACAAGUUUGAGCCUUCACAGCAUCGCGAUAUAACAAUAACCUUUAUUUAUAUUUGAAUAAAAUUGCCCCGUAAUCAUUUCUUACAUUGGCCCAACCUAAUUUUCUAGAAGUAUGUUAUGGUCCACUAAUGAGAUGUUAUCAAUCAUUAGUUCAAAAUUCAAGAACUUGGUUCCACUUUACACCAAAGUGCAAUUUGUUGAAGGGACUCGAACUCAUUUUAAUUGAAAAAAGGUUAGAAAUCUUUUUUGUGUUUGUGUGUUUCAUUUGAUAAAUCUCAGUGAAGCGCAUCUCCCUCUCUGAAUGUGCCCUGAUGCCUCCAGAGCCGUUGGGAUUUACUGAAACCCCCCCCCCCAGCCCGCCCGCCCCGCCCUAGUGUGUUUUUGUACAUUAAACACUGUAAAUAGGCGCUGCUUGAGAAUAAGCAGCCUGAGAAGCGCCGUGCAGGUGAAAACACCAGGGGGCGCAGUGGCCACAGAAAGGAAGAGAGGAAAAAGAGACACGGGUAGAGAUGUAGAUUUGUUAAAAAAACAAAAGGUUAUUUUUGUCCGUUCGUGUAAAGGAUGAUAUCUGAGGUCGAUACCGUUCGUUGUACUUAAAUUGACUUUAAGUCUGACAGUUUUGUAGCUACGUAGACACGUUAUUGGUGGGAUUAAGCCUCUGGCCUGACAGAGCGAGGCAGCUAGAGAUGCUGGUGGACUGACAGCCAAGGGCCUGGAGAACCCCACUGAAGUGCUUUAGUAGACAUAUUUAUAAGUGGUUUUUGGAGCUGUGAUCCAGAUACAGGCGUGGAUCCUACAGAAACAUACAGACAUGUGCGUGCUGGUAUUAUCAAAUUUGAUAUUGUUAAUUCUAUAAGCUAAUCGCGUUCCAAAUCACAGCAGCAGAGAGAACCAAACAUCACGCCCUUGAAUUGGAUUUUCGCACAGCUUGUUUUCCUCUUGGCUUGUUGUGAUAACCGUUACUUUGGAAAAUGUUUUUUUUAAUUUGUAUUAAGUCUUUUUUAGUCUUGUCUGUUAUCUUUUUUAUUAUGGACAGGGAAAUAUCAUGCUUGCUUUUAAAAAACAAAUGUAAAUAAUGUAUAUUUUUCUACAAAAAGACUUACAAAGCACUCACUAGUGAAUAGCACUUAAUGAUGGUAUUUAUAUUUUUAAGAAAUUGUAUUUAUUUUAUUGCCAUUUUUGUAGGAAAUAGAGGUUUACAAACACUAAUGCUUGGUCUCUAUGUUUUGUAUUCCGCUGCCUUUUCAACGUUUUUUUUAAUUUUUAUUUUAGUCUUUUAUUUGUAGCCUGAAUGUUUUCUUUGAUUCCAAAGACUGACACUGGUCUGUGGCUUGGUCCGUUGAGUUCAGUCCACCAGUUGCUCUUUUAUCUAUCCCGGGCCGUUGGGUCGAAGCUGACGUUAUUUUUAAUUGUUCUAGUUCCAGCUGGCAGUAUGGCAGUCGAGAACUAUUAUUAUGCACUUGAGAGAGUUAAGAUUGUUGAUCCCUAGCCGAUAUCUCCUCUCUCCAGCCUUAUUGUCUCCACACCACAUCACGUCGAGAAUCAAGUCCACUUACAGGCUGCUGCUACCAGGCAGUCUUAUCAAAACGAGUUGUUUUUUUUUCCUUUUCAUUAACCGGCCAUGGACCCACAGCUUGUUCCACCAAACGGUUUUAUCCCUCUGUAGAAUGAAAACAAAGAGGUGCCUUUUUAUUUUCAACAUUUGAACCCCUGUCGAGCCAAUCUGUUUAUUAAAGAAGCCACUCGUUUAGAAAUCACUUCCAAGUCUCUCGUCCACUGUCCUCGUGGUUUGCCUUCGUUGGUACCGAGCACGCCUCCUUGAUCUUGAUCUGAAUAUUUCACUGGAAGGUUUAGAAUGACUGGUCUCACAACUACUCAAGUUAACGUCUUUGUCCCUUUUUAAAAAAACGAAUUCAUGUUGUCGAACCGUUCGUACUGACUUUGUCGUCACCUAAAGGCCGUUUGCAGAUAUUCCCUCAACUGACGACCCAUACAUGAUUUGCACUUUAGCUGUGACACGGGCACUGAACAGACAUAGGAAAACGCUUUUCUUUCCCCCGACAGACGAUACCGACCCGAUGCUGAAACCACGAGCACAGACGGUCACUGAGAAUACUUUGCGUUUGUGCAUCAGGCCCCGAAAUAAAACCCGAGGUCGGUCAUCAUGACCUUGUCUCGAUGAUGACUCAAAGAGACGUUCGAGGCUCUAGCCAAGUGCACUUGACUCUAUUUUUUAAAAUUAUUUUUCCUGCAAAGAAGUGAAGGCAGGGACCACGCCAGCAGCCCUCUCCUUCUCCUGAAGGCGCGGCGUGUACAAGCGCCGGCUGUGCCUUUCCCCCAACCCUCCACCCCCGCCUCUCCUUUCUGACCCUGACCCUUCAACCCGACCUGGCCGGCCGCGCGGUUGUACAGCUGCGCCUCCGUCGGGCUCGCCGAGUUCAGCUGCUAAGGUCAACGAUGAAUGUAUAUUCCUUUCACGUCACCGGAUGGUGUUGACGCCUCGUCAACCACGUUUGUUGUAUGUGUGUGUGUCGAUAACCCCGGUAGAGAUAUGAUCCAUACGUAGAUACGACCUCAAACUGGGCAGCGACGGGUUUUUUUUUUCUUUUUUUUUUCGUUUCAGCACUGGGCAAAUCACUGAAGUGGGAACAGCGGCGGCAACAAGUUCCCACUGGGCGAGCUCCACGCUUCACGCUAGCGUCGGUGACGACACGUUUACUGAUGCCGAGGGCUCUGUCUGCGCCUCUCACUCCUCGAGAUCCACUUUGACUUUUCAGUGAACAAUGAGUCAUUUAUUGCACUGUCAGACGGCAUAUAUACAAUAAGGAAAUGGUCUGUGUUGUUUCUUUGGACUUCAUUUUACCGCGCCACACCAGUGGCCCUUCUCCGUCGUUAUCUGUAAUUAUAGUAUAAAUACAUAACAAUAUUAUACGGAAACAUGCAUAGCAACUUCUUGUUCUUUAGUAUCUAUACAAUAUAUGGAAUGGACAAACAAACUUAGUUACAGUAGCAAAACAGCAGAUUUAUAACGGUUACUAGAAUUGUUUCAAUGUACUCUAUAAUGGUUUUGUGUUACAGUACUAUCAGAUGAAACUAACGUGCAUCAUUCUUUUUGUAUAUUGAUAUCCAGUACCAGUUUUGCUGUGCCUGUGAGUGCUCCCUCGACCGUGAGGAGCACUGCAGUUUUGAUUUUCAAAUGUCUUCUCUGGAAAGGAACCUUUUCUUUACGUAAUGAGAAAUGUAAUUGUAUUAACGUGGUUGUAAAACUUCUUGAGGUCAGCCAUUUUGUUUUGUUUUUCCUCCCCCCUCUGGUUGUUGUAGUGAAUGUUUUAUUUUAUUUUUCUUUGAAUUUUUAAACAGGGAUUUUUUUUAGACUGCUUACUUGAUGUGGUAUAAAUUAAGAGUUUGGUCCGUGGAGACUGUCCAGGAGUUUUAAAGAUCCCACCAAAAUGGCAUUCCCCCCCCCCCCCCGACGACCUCUUUCACCUCCGAAGCUUUUGUUGUACUCAUAAAAAGUCAUAUUGCUGAGAUAAUGCCGAUGUUGAAAAACAUUUCGUUUAUUUAUUUUGUGCAACUUCAACCAUGAAUUGUUCUUUUACAAGUCAAGGUUUGGGAGAGGUCUUGACGAGUACAGAACGUGUAUUUGUAAUUUUCUAAUUGUUCAGUGUGUAUAGAAGCUAUCAGCCUCGGCUGGGACGUGGUGUCACAGAGGGAGCGGAGCGAAGGACGUGCAAAAAAGAGGGAUCAUGGAUCACGAACAGGCUUGUUUCGUAUGCCUUGAAAUAUACCUUUUGUCUCAUCAAUAUUCCUCCUGCUCUCUGUAAAAAUGGUAUUCAUGAGUUCGACAGUCAUAUUUUAUCCCGUGUUCUUUCAAAACACACCCACGAAAUGAAGGAAAACCACCACAGUGAAAAUAAACCACAAACUACUUGGUUGAAUGUAUAAUUAGGAAAAAAAGUUGUAUAUAAGUGUAAAAAGAAAAGUUUCUAAUCAUGUUUAUUUUCUAUGCACUUUUUUAUUUAAGUGAUAGUUUAAAUAAUAAACAUGUCUCCUUUACUU
Pungitius pungitius (ninespine stickleback) is the source of this 17928-nucleotide messenger RNA. It is a transcript of the gene kmt2a, whose product is annotated as lysine (K)-specific methyltransferase 2A. The transcript is spliced from 34 exons. The record is from RefSeq and is a predicted model, not a curated record. Gene Ontology annotation, biological process: positive regulation of DNA-templated transcription. Gene Ontology annotation, molecular function: histone H3K4 methyltransferase activity; zinc ion binding; protein binding. The coding region runs from base 1 to 13551 and encodes 4516 amino acids. Gene Ontology annotation, cellular component: histone methyltransferase complex; nucleus. NCBI's taxonomy places the organism in Eukaryota, Metazoa, Chordata, Actinopteri, Perciformes, Gasterosteidae.